Cynoglossus semilaevis (tongue sole) is the source of this 579-nucleotide messenger RNA. It is a transcript of the gene ndufc2, whose product is annotated as NADH:ubiquinone oxidoreductase subunit C2. The record is from RefSeq and is a predicted model, not a curated record. The transcript is spliced from 3 exons. The coding region runs from base 104 to 436 and encodes 110 amino acids. NCBI's taxonomy places the organism in Eukaryota, Metazoa, Chordata, Actinopteri, Pleuronectiformes, Cynoglossidae. Gene Ontology annotation, cellular component: mitochondrial inner membrane; respiratory chain complex I. Gene Ontology annotation, biological process: mitochondrial electron transport, NADH to ubiquinone.
GCUCUCGCAGUUGCACAUUAUGUCCUUGACUUCCUUAAGUAGGUGAUAUUGCUGUGAAACCCACACGUCAAAAUUGAAUCACAGGGACGGGUUUUCUCAAAAAAUGGGGCUUAUUCCAGAUGAGGCAAAGGGUCUUCCUCCUCCGGGGAUCAUGAACUAUAACUCGGCGUGGAUGGCAUUAAUGGGCUGGUGCGUCGUAAUGAUCGACAACGCCGUUAAACUGAGGCCGCCGAUAAGAUCAGGUGUCCAUCGACAGGUUCUGGGCGCAACAGUUGGUUGGUUCAUUGGCUAUCACUUGACAAAAUAUGCAAAUUACAAGUGGGCCAAACGAGACCAGGAAAUGCUUGCAUACAUGAAAUUUCACCCAGAGGACUUUCAGAAAAAAGAAAAAAAGACCUAUGCAGAGAUUGUGGAACCAUUCAAGCCUGUCUUCUAAGUGAGACUAAAAAGAGGAAACCAUUUGUCUAUCACCAUUUGUCUGCAGUGGAUUUUUUUGUUUGGUCAGUCUUUAACUACUGUGUGUUGAAAUGGAACUGUGUAAAUAAUUAAAACUCCUAACAAUAAAACAGUUUGAUCAUA